AUGAUUAGAAUUCACUUAAUUCUUAGCACUCUCAUUAUACUUUCAUAUUAGUGCACUUAUUUGUAAGACAAUAAGCUUUUCAUAACUUCAACCCCAGGAGAAACAAUAACAAUUCCUUUGAACUAGAUAUUCUAUUCUAACGAUUAUGAUUAGACCAUAUUCUAGCCUGUUGUUCCUCAGCUUACAAUUAAAGCUCCUUUAUAGGAUUUGGAGAAGAUUCCUAUAAAUGGAUUAAAAGGAGAGAAAAUUUCGAUCAAAAUGUUAAAAUCAACUAAAAGUAGUGAGCCAUAACAUUUAAUGGCCAUACUACUCCUCAAUGAAGGAACUUAUUAUUGUGAAUAUGACUUAAAAUAUUACUCUACUUUCCCUAAUUUACAAGCUCUAUUUCAAAGCACUGGUAGAGCAAAUUCUAAGUGCUAUGAUAUAGCUCUUUUGACGACUCUGGUAAUAACAGAAUGCUCUGAUGAGGAAGGAGAUUACUUUAGCAUUCUGAAAAUUGAUUAAUCCCCCCACACUUAUCUCCCAGUUGAGAAACCCAAAGACUCGUUUAGAAAAUUAGAUAUGAUUGAUUAAUAUCUAUUGAGAGGUACUGUUGACAAGUUGGAACUGUAUUAAGAAUAAGAAGAGACACUUGUAUUCCUGAAUAGCCUAGACUAGACUGCAAUGAGAACACUAUUAAAGUAGGACUCAUUUGACCUAUAGAUAAGAGAUUUUUAAACUCAUACAAACGGAUAGAUUAGUAUACUGAAUGCAUCUGGGGAACUAAUUAUUUUAUAGUAUAAGAAUGAUAAGUGGCAAUUAAUUCGUAAGAUUGACACUUAGAUUCCAGAUGUCUAUUCAUAUGAUUUUGAUGUCUACAAAAACACUUAUGUAAUCCUUUCAAAAACAUAACUAUUUCACAAAACAAUCACUGCCUAAGAAUUUACUACUACCAUCGACUCCAAACAAUCUGAUAAGGUUUAUCUAUAAAAAACUUCAAUCGUAGUGCUUUAGGAUAAGACUGUAGUCUUAUAUUCAGAAUAAUUAUAUAGAUUCUAGUCGAAAACCUUAGACGAUUCUCAAUCUAUAAUCUAUUCACAUCCUAAUUCUGAUGGAUUUUUGGUUGUUGAUGAACAAAACUUUUACAGAUACGCCAUAAGUACUGAUUAUUCAUUAAAAUUUUCAUCUGGUUAAUUACCAAUUGAGAAAGAAUAUAAAAUUACAAAGCUUAUUUAAUAAAAUAGCUGCGUUAUUGAUAUUUAUUAUAUGGUUGUUGGCUUUGAAUCUACAUAGAUAUAUUCAACUUAAGUACCUUAAGCAUUGAUAGCAGGAAGUGUAUUUUAUGACAAUUUAGAUGUAAAGUUGAGUUCCAUUUAUUAAGGUUCCAAUCUAAAGUAUGAAUUUUCAGAUAAUGAAAUUCUCAAUCUAAAAGUAGAAUAAUUCUAGACCAUUGAAAUCUUUGGUGUUGGGGAUACUUCCGAUGUUAUUUAUAGAAAAGCCUUAUCAAAUUUAAAUAAUCCAUAUAUCUAAAUUAUUUAACAACACAGCAAUAAAUAAAUAAGUGGAUUCACCUGUGAAAUUAUAGGUUCUCUCAAAUUUAAUUGCUAAUCAAUUUUCAGUAAGAGGUAAUUCGAAACAUUGCAAGAUUCUGAUAAAUAACUUUGGUGGUUUAAUUAUAAUUCGAUUUUCUUAGCAAUAUUGAAAGAUUCUACCGUUACAAUCUAUUGUGUCUACUACAAUUAAAAUAGAUUUGAUGUCUUGACAACUAUAAAUUUCGAGAACAAUCCCAUAUCGAUUGCAACAGAUAGUUUUUACUUAUUCGUCUAAUUGUAGCAAUCUGUUAAGAUAUAUAAGGUAUCUACUGAAGAUAAAGCAACCUUAUUCUUAACAUAAGAUAUAGUGGGAAAGAUUUAUGCAUCUUAAGCAUAAAAAGACAUUUUGUUUAUAGAGUAAGAUAAAUAAUUGAAUGUCUAUUCCUUACAAUAUGAAAAGUUUACUUUAAUUUGGUUCACAGAAGUCAAUGAUAAUUAUGAUCAAACGAAUUUGAUAAUUUUUUAAAAUCAUUUUGCUAGAGUCAUUAAAAUCAAGGAUGAGGAGGAAUACAACAUUAAUGUGUUUAAUUUUUAAAAUAUUAAUAAUAUCUAUUUGGAGAAAUUAAUAAAAAUUAACGAUUAUUCUAAUCUAGUGUUAUCCUAAAUUCAAGUUAAUUUCUAAAACAACUUAUUUUAUAUUCUUGGGUAGAAAACUGGGUAAUAAAAACUACUAGUUUAUAAAGUGAAUGAGAAUAGUUUAAAUACCAUGUUUUUAAGCAUAGAUUUUGUUGCUGCUUCGUAAUUCACAAUUACACAUAAUUAUUGCUUUAUUACUAAUACGAUUGCAAAUAAGCAAGUGCAAUAAAACUACUACAUCUCAGGAGAUAACUUAGUUUAAUCUAAAUUAAAGGACAAUUAUCAAUAGGUUGAGUACUCUAAAGAGAUAACCUUAAGUGUUUCAAUUAAGAAUGAUGCUCAAAUAGUUGUAACCCAAUAAAUUCCAGCCCUAAUAGUAAAUAGAGGAGUUUCGAUAUUUUAGACUAAAAGCUCAUUGAAUUUAACAUAUAAAGCAGAUGGUGCUCAAACUCAUUGUGUUGAUUUGGAUUAAUCUUGGUAUAGUGGCUAAGCAUUUGAUAUCACUCAGACGGAAAGUUCUUAAAAAAUUAAAUAUGUAAAAACAUUAUCAAAGUAGCCAGAAACCUUUGAAUUUAGCCCAUAUAUCUAAGAACUCAAUUCAGAUACAAUAGUCUAAUUGAUGGAAUAGAAAAUUGUCUUGAUAAAGAAGUCAGAUUUGAGUAAGGUUCAAUUUGAUUUGGAUAAAUCCUAUCUGAUCAACAAAUUAUUACUUAUUCAAGAUCAGCACAUAUAUGUAGAAGUGUAUAAAGAUGCUUAAAUUUACUUAAAGGUCAUAGAAUGCAAAGAUUCUACCUGUAAAUACUUAGAAGAUGAAUUACAAUUCGAAAAUAAUAUUAAUAAGGUUUUCCUUCAUAAAACCAACUACUUCAUUUAUUCAAAUUCAAUUAUAUUUGUAUAUGAUACAAAAGGAGAUCCUACUAAGUUGUCAGAAUUUGAAUAAUACAAUCAAUAUACUUUAUCAAAAUAGCCAUUUUUUGUUAAUUUUCAACAUUUACGCGAUGAUAUUUACACUGUUAUUUCUGUGGAUGUGAGAGGGAAUGUAUACUUUAAUAAUAUAGAGAUCUCUAGAACCUCAAAAGAUUAGAAGGAGAUCCCUACAGAUGUUUUUAAUACACUAAAGAAAAAUUAAUUGUACGUAACUAGCAAUGCGAUUUGCAUUGGAUUUGUUGUAAGAAAAAAUGAAAUAGUUAUUGUAUACAAUUAUAUUGCUACAUAUUCAUUUAAAUAUGAAUUUGAUUGUUAUAGCAGUAAAUUAUGCGAUCUCAAGUAUUUCACAUUGAGUGGCGUUUAUCAACAGUAUGGAGGGUGGUUUAUGUUCAACCUCUAUCCUAUCAUAUAUUAAAAUGAGAAUAUCUUGUCUUUGGUUUAUUGGGCGAAUAACAGAUUUGAGCAACUCUUAUUUGAUCUUGAAAGUUCAAGCAGCAAAUAAAACCCUAAGCUAGCAAUUGCUCAUUUAAAUGGUCCUACUAGUGCGAUCCCAGGUCAUUUCUAUUAAUUGUAAUCAUUUGUCUACUCUUUUAAUGGGCAAUUACAUCUAUUGGCAACAACGGAUGAAGAAAUCAAACUAUAACAUUAUACAUUACAACGAUCUUAAUAAAUUUGCACCUCUGCUUAAUAAGCUAAUGAAAUUAUUAAAUUAACUUUACAAAACUCUAUCAAUAAUGUAAAAUUAACUUUGAAUUUAACCAUGUCAUAAGAUAAUCAAAUUCCACCAGAACCUGAACCUAAAAAUGAUGAUGAUAAAAAAGGUUUCCCCGUUUGGGCCAUCAUAUUAAUUAUUAUUGGUGUAUUCCUUAUUGGAUUUAUAGCAUUCAAUUGUUGGAAGAAGAAUAAGAAUAAAGUAGAUGAUUAGAGAAUAUUGUUGGCAUGA
Molecule: messenger RNA, 4017 nt
Organism: Paramecium octaurelia
Lineage: Eukaryota; Ciliophora; Oligohymenophorea; Peniculida; Parameciidae
Source: the annotation of a GenBank genome assembly